AUGACGGAAAUAAAGAAAAUGACUGAUUUGGAAGUCAUUGUACUAAUCACGUUCUUCUUUGUUCCCACUUUGGCGAUUUUCGUAAAUUCUGCUGAAAUUUGGAUCCUUGCAAGGAAACGACGAUCGAUGACAAACAACGAGAGAAUACUUUUAAGCCUCUCGAUUGCAGAUUUGCUGGUAGGAAUAACAUUUGUUGUAUUUCAUGCAGUUCAAAUUCGCAUCAAUAGAACAUGGCUGAAGCUGGGCUCUGGUUAUUUACUGUGGUUUUCCAUCAUGGUAUCUUGCUUUCAUAUCGUUUACAUGACGGCUGACAGGUGCAUUGCUGUUGUUUUCCCCUUCAAGCAUCGAAUAUGGGUAACAACGUCGCGCACAACUUAUUGCAUCUUUUGGAUCUGGAUGGGCUCUGGUGCAGUAAUGGCAGUGCUUAUAACUGAGGCAACACAACAAAUAACACGGACUGUUUUAGGCUAUGUGAUUAACGUCACAAUUAUUCUUAUGAUCUUCACAUACGGCGUUAUCAUUUACAAGGUAGUAAUCCAACGCCGUAGAUUACAGAGAGUGCAAGACAAUCGACAAAGCAAUACAGCUUCAUCAAUGAAGAAAGACCGCAAUCUAGUGAUCAUGUGUGUGCUGAUCGCUACCACAUUUGCCGCGUUGACGUUGCCUUUUUCAAUCAAGACAGUAGCUCAUGAAAAAGAAACGUUUCCAGAAAGAAUAGCCGUUGUUUUUAACUCACUGACAAACCCAUUUAUCUAUUUCUUCUGGAGAUAUCUUGAAAGAAGAAAUGAAAAUCAUAGACCUACCCAAGUGGAAAUGAAAUAA
Messenger RNA from Rhopilema esculentum, 822 nucleotides. The record is from RefSeq and is a predicted model, not a curated record. Lineage: Eukaryota; Metazoa; Cnidaria; Scyphozoa; Rhizostomeae; Rhizostomatidae.